AUGCCCGCACAAGCCUGGUACAAGGCCCUCCGGGAUGUUGGGUACUCAUUUGGCCCUUCGUUCCAGUCACAAUUGGAGGUCGAGGCCGUGGCCGGUCAGCGAACCAACCGAGGCUUGGUUACCUUUUCAGAGCCCCCGUCUUCUUACCCUCAGUCGCCUUACUCAAUCCACCCCCCUGCCUCGCUGUGGCAGGGCAUCCGCAGCGCCGUGGGCGGUGCUCUGGUGCCUGCCGUGGUAGAUGAUCUUCUCAUCAACGCCCGGGACGUUGCGGCAGUGCCAGUUGCGGUUGCAGCAGCCUCAGCUGAGUUCUCUGGAGUGGGCAGCCCCAAGGAAGCCCACAACUACCAUUUACAUAUACAGGUCUUUGACCCGGCUAGUAAAAGGCUACUGUUUAAGGUCACGGGCUUGUGGUACCACAAACUCGACGCUAGCCCCGAGUUCCCUGAAAGGCAGCAUACCUUCAUGCAUUUGCACUGGAAGCCGCAGAUGUCCACCUUGAGCGACGGGCAGAUGCGUACCCUGAUUCAGGCUCGUCUGGUGGAGUUCAGCACGCUGCCAUUUGAGAAGAGUGUCGGCCGGGAUAUGUUCUACGGCGAUCUGUCCCUUGGGGGGGGAAAUUGCAAAUACCAAUUCAUGCCGAAAAACCUGGCUUCGCUGCGUGCCUCGCAGGCCUUGCUGUCAGAAACAUACCCUCAGGCUCAUAUGAACAUGCUCGAUGUGACCAAGCUUGAUGUGGAUCUGUCCAUGCUACCUGACAUGCUUGAUUUGGCGAUCCUUCAGCUGGGAUCCGUCUCUAGCGCUGACUUGGCGAAUGCGCUGGCUAAUGUCAGGCGGGCCAUGACACCGACAGCUUAUCUGUUGGUUCUAGGAACGUCCCUGGUCGAUCUCACGGAGGAUACAGGCAGCGCGUCAGUCAUCAGCGGUGAGGACAGCGAUUCUGGCAGCUCGAACUGGUCGAUGGUCGGAGGUUCAUUGUCCCAAGUUCUUGACUUUCUGCGUGGCCAAGGCUUCGAGCGAGUGGUUCCCCUUGCACCGGAAAGCUUGUCAGAGGACACGGUAUUUCUCGCUCAGCUUUCAUCGGACAAGACCAUUGUCUCCCCUCCGCUUGCGACGACUUCAGAGGUAAUAGUACUUCACCUCACCCCGAAAAAUGAGCCACUAGUAAAACAGCUGGUCAUCGCCGGGAAAGCGCCGAGCGAGCAACACCUCCCCCUUCCCGCUGCGGCUAUCGCGCCCAGCUCAGUCGUUGUGAUCGUGGACGAGGCAAUACAGCACCUCACUGCGUCGGGCUGUAAGAUUUUGUGGGUGACAAGCGGCGCCCAACUAGAUGUGACACAUCCAGAUUGCUCCCUGGCCUAUGGCAUGUCAAGGGUCAUCCGUGCCGAAGACCCCUGCGUGAACUUCACUCUGCUGGAUGUCAAAUCCGCCGUCAGCACUGGCUCCCUGGAAGCAAUCUGCCGGACCAUUUUCUCCCUUCAGCAGGGCCAUCAGAAGCAGGACCACGAAUUCGUCGAGCGCGAUGGGGUGGUGCACGUCAGCAGGGUCUACCCAGACACACAGAUGAACGCAGACGCCGAAAAAGAAGACGCCAUCACCACCGCCGCCGCUCAUCCGCCAGCUCAGCAGACCCAGAACCUUCACGAACAUCCCUCGUGUGUGCGACUGGUCUGCCGACAACCGGGCAAGCUCCAAUCGCUCUGCUUCGCCGAAGUCUCCAGCUCCCCCGUCCCUCUCCAGGAUGACUUUAUUGAAGUCGAGAUGCAUGCGGCGGGGCUUAACUUCAAGGAUCUUGGCAAGAAGGAUAUCCUUGGCCGGCGGUCGUUAUCCAUGGAGCCCUUCAAUCGCAAUGCCUCUUAUCGCGCGUUGGAUAUACUCAUGUCCAAGAUGUUUGAGCUGCUUGCUUCUGGCAGUAUCAGGCCCAUCGAGCCCCGCACUGUCUUCCCCUACCGGGACAUCGCCGGGGCCAUCCGGUACAUGCGGGGAGGCGAACAUAUAGGAAAGAUCAUUACCUCGCGGGAGGCGCCGGACAACGAUCCCAACGUGCCGGAACAGAUUGUGCCUGCACCCACGCAGCUUCGGUUACGCGACGAUGCCAUCUACCUCAUCGUGGGAGGGCUCCGCGGCCUAUGCGGCAGUCUGGCCGUCUACCUCGCCUGCCACGGAGCCAAGCACCUUGCUGUGAUCGUAAUACGCGACCUCAUCUCCCUGGGAACUCGCGUCGAGCUGGUGCAGGGCGACGUCUCGUGCCUCAAGGAUGUGCGGCGUGCGUUCCGACAAGCCGUGAAACCAGUGAGAGGGAUCAUUCAGGGUGCAAUGGUUUUGAAGGACAAGAUCUACACCUCCAUGACAGUCGACGGCUUCCGCGACGUCCUCCCCUGCAAGGUUUCCGGCACGUGGAAUCUUCACGCGGUCGCCCAGGAGCAGCGCGGCGUUGACCUGGACUUCUUCACUCUCCUUUCCAGCAUUUCCGGACUGGUGGGCCAGAAGGGCCAGGCCAACUACGCGGCGGCCGGGGCGUUCCAGGACGCUUUCGCCACGUACCGGCGUGAUCGUGGGCUGGCAGCUUGCGCUGUGGAUCUAGGCGUUAUUGAGGACGUCGGCUACAUCAGCGAGCGCCAGGAGAUUGCCACCCGGGGAAACCCGGCAGCCACGGCUCAGAUCAUCACAGGCAUCCCUUUUCCCCAGCCGGAGGGCGCAAUGCUGUUGCGCGAUGCGCGUGCGGCGACGGCGGCGGGGAAGCACGGCGGUUUGUCGCAGGAGAUGCAGACGCUGCUCAUGCUGCUGCAGACGUCGACAGCGGAUCGAUCAGAGCAACUGGCGGCCACAAUCGAGGUGGUCAAUCGGCACUUCAUGCACAGUUUAGGGCUGGCGGAGCCGAUGGAGGCGGCGAAGCCGCUGUCAGUGUACGGACUAGACUCGCUGGCGGCGGUGGACUUUCGGAACUGGCUGCGGCAGGAGUUGGAGGUGGUCGGGGCCAAGACACUAAGUGCCCUGUGUGAGAGAAUUUUGAGUCGGUUGCUAGAGAAUGCGGAUGCCACUGUUGGGGAAAGAGGCUGA
This is a messenger RNA of Aspergillus eucalypticola CBS 122712, 3057 nucleotides long. RefSeq names its product KR-domain-containing protein. NCBI's taxonomy places the organism in Eukaryota, Fungi, Ascomycota, Eurotiomycetes, Eurotiales, Aspergillaceae. The record is from RefSeq and is a predicted model, not a curated record. Gene Ontology annotation, molecular function: fatty acid synthase activity; oxidoreductase activity; phosphopantetheine binding. Gene Ontology annotation, biological process: secondary metabolite biosynthetic process; fatty acid biosynthetic process. The coding region runs from base 1 to 3057 and encodes 1018 amino acids. The transcript is spliced from 11 exons.